AUGAGUGAUGUCCGAGACAUUUUGGAGUUAGAGCAAGGCGCUUCUGUUCCAAGCAAAGAAGCUAUUGUUGGAGGAAACAAGGUAAUGAACGCACCUCAGGUGACGUAUAAACGUUUCUGAUUGUGGGGAUAAAUUACUAGUACUUCGUAUUAUCUUAUGCAGUGAAGAAUUGCAAGUUAUUUAAUUCUGCUGUUUGUUUUAGUUUCUCUACAAUUACACGUAAUUCAGUGAUAAUUUUAUUGAUUUUACAGGCAAGAAAGUUAAGAAGGGCAAACGAAUCAAGCUUCAAACGUCCAGAGGGAAUGCACCGAGAGCUGUAUGCUUUGUUGUACAGUGAUAGCAGGUUAGAGCCGUGA
Messenger RNA from Porites evermanni, 356 nucleotides. Lineage: Eukaryota; Metazoa; Cnidaria; Anthozoa; Scleractinia; Poritidae. The record is from the annotation of a GenBank genome assembly.